Messenger RNA from Moesziomyces antarcticus, 2664 nucleotides. Its product is annotated as M protein repeat protein. Lineage: Eukaryota; Fungi; Basidiomycota; Ustilaginomycetes; Ustilaginales; Ustilaginaceae. Gene Ontology annotation, biological process: attachment of mitotic spindle microtubules to kinetochore; mitotic spindle assembly checkpoint signaling. The transcript has a single exon. The record is from RefSeq and is a predicted model, not a curated record. Gene Ontology annotation, cellular component: nuclear envelope; mitotic spindle; kinetochore. Bases 1 to 2664 code for a protein of 887 amino acids.
AUGCGCUCGGGUAUCCCGCGCCCAGGUGGAAACGCUGCAGGCUCGGGCGCCGAGUCUGGGCUUCCCCGACCGUCUUCGCGAAUGGGUGCGAAUGCUGCGCCUGCCGCUGGUGGCGCACGUCCCGGCUCGGCUGCUGGUCCCAUGGGCGCCUACCGUUCUUCGGGUGGAGGCGGCGCGGCAGGCAGGAGCUCGAUGGGCGCUGCUGGUGCAUCUGCUGCAUCGGCAUCGCUGCUGCGACAGCCUCCUGCCAGUGCAGCACCUGCGUCGCGCACCUACGGAGGCCUCGCCGGUCGCAUCAGCACGCUUGCAGCGCGACCGCUGGACGCCAACACCUCGUCCAACAUGCUCGGGCUGAAUGGCGACGACACCGCAUCGGCAUCCAUGCUGCUCGACACCUCGAUCGGCGGCGGAGCGCACAAGCGCACCGUCUCGGCAGCUGGGCUGGGCGACGAGAGCAUGUCGUUCAGCAGCGCGGCGAUCAAGCGGCCGCACCUGCGCAAGCUCAGCAUGGACGGCACGUCGCCGCUGCUGCUGCAGGCGGAGCUGCAUCCGGCAUCGACGCCGCGCCCCGAGUCGCCGGCGUACGAGAUUGCGGUGCUGCGCACGAACUACGACCAGCAGCUGCUGGCCGAGGCGCGCAGGUACAAGAAGCUCGAGCAGGACUACGAGGCCAAGUGCAAGGAGCUCGACCGGUUCAACCGGCAGCGCGUGGAGCUGCUCGACGAGUGGGAUAAGCAGCAGGAGGCGUCGCGCGCGCACCAGGUCGAAUGCUCCGCAAAGCGGCUGGCGCUCGAGGAUGAGGUGGUGCGGCUGCGCACGCUCAAUUCGGAGCUCACGCAUCGCGCCGACGAGCUCGCGUCCACCUCGGCCAGUCAGGUGUCUGAACUGCGCAGCAGGGUGACCGAGCUCGAGGCCGAGGUGGCGCAUGUGCGCGGGGAGGCUUCGACAGCCCAGGCGAGGACGAGGACGCUCGAGGACGAGGUGGGCGCGAACAAGGCGGAGCUGGAGGAUCUGCAGAAUGCGUUGGAAGAUGAGCAGCGUAUGCGCCGGCAAGAACGCGACGAGGCAAGGCUGGGUGGGGGCGAGGAGGGCAGGAAGAUCGCCGAGGAGCUGGCAAGGCAGGUGUCGCAUGUGCGCAAGCUCGAGGCGGAGACGGCGCAUCUGACCGCGGAGAAUGCGCGGCUGUCGCACCAUGCCAGCAACGUGGAGCUGCUCAAGGAGGAGAAGCGGACGCUCGAGACGCGCGUGCGCACGCUCGAUGCGCUGCGCGACGAGCUCGCCUCUUCCGAAGCCGUCGCUGCGGAGCUGCGCGAGCAGCAGCGUAGCUGGGACCAACUACUGCGCACAGGACUGCCCGCUGACGUCGAAGCGGCUUUCGCGGCGGCAGCUAAUGUGGAUGCGGUGAUGCCGACCAUCGCCCCGCCUGCGGUGGUGGACCGAUCGACGCUGCCGAGCUAUCUCUCAAAGCUGCAGGGUACGGUGUCGGGGCUGAGUGCGCGGUGUGGUGCGCUGGCAGCGACGGUGGAGAAGCUGCGUGCGCGAAACGCAACGCUUGAGGACGAGGCCAAGGACGUGGAUGCGCGCGAGCGCAAGGUGCAGCACGAGGUCGACGAGAUGCAGACGGCGCUGGCGCGAGCGAGCAAGACCGAGGCACGGCUGCACGACGAGGUGGAGCGGCUCAAGGCCAUGCUCGCCUCGUACGAGCAGGAGGAGAAGACGCACAGUGCGGCGUACGACGGCGCGCAUGCGCAGCGCAUCGCGCUGCUCGAGGCGGAGCUCGACAAGACGCGUGCCGACGCCGUCCGCACCGCGGAAGAGCUGCACACCGUUGCGAGUGCGCUGGCCCAACACCAGGCCAAACCCGACACCGAUGAGUCUGGCUCGGUACAGGCGCUGGAAUCGAUGCAGUCCGAAAAGGCCGCGUUGGAGGCCAAGGUUGGAAGUCUAGAGGCCGAGGUGGGGAGGCUCGGGAAGGAGGUUGCAGAGGUGGCAAGGGAGAACGAGAUGCUGUGGGGCAGGGUGGGACGGGGCGAGUUCGACCAGGACCGUCAGCGGUGUCUUGUGCUUGCGCGAAACCCGGUCUCGCACGACGUGGAGCUGCGCCGUGCGAAUCUGGACUCUCUGCGUGCCGAAAAUGCCGGCCUGCUCUCUCGCGUGGAAGAACUCUCCAAGCUCGCUUCUUCUUCAACGUCAACGUCGGGCCAGGCGCUGGUUCCCCAAAGCGUAGUCGACAAUCUUCGGCACGACCUGGGCGAUCUGCAGGCGUCGAUGGCGGCCAAGGACAAAGCCAUGCUUCGACUCAAGCAGGUCUUCUCUGCCAAGGCCAACGAGUUCCGGGAGGCGAUGCAGUCGCUGUUCGGCUACCGCGUCAAGUUCCUCGAAAACGGCAAGGUGAAGCUGACGUCGACAUUCAACCGGUCCUCGGGGUCUACCUCGCUCGUAUUCGAGAGCGAGGACGGCAAUGUGGGGAGGAUGAAGCUGAUGGGUGAGGCGGUCAAGUUUCCGGGCAUGGUGAAUUUGCCAGCGCUCAGGGAGUACUGGUUGGAUCCGAACGGCAUCCGACAGUCGGUACCGUGCUUUUUGGCGGCGCUCAAUUUGGAGCUCUACGAAAGCUGCACCAUGGCCGCUAGGAGACCCAUCACACACGACGAGGACGAAGACUAG